GCCAUAAAUGUCCAUCUCAGCCUGGCACUCUCACCCCAUCUUGUGCUCCAUGGUACUUUAGGAAAGGAUUAGUCAUCAGAGACAACUAUGUGUACAUGAAUGGACGUGUUGGUGUUAGCUGGAGUGGAGGUGGGGAUGGUAAAACAGUAGGAUCAGGAGCACAGUUGUAUAACAAUCACGUUGAAGUUGCAUCAGGCACUACUUGCUGGUCUGUGUCAGGAUCCCAUAAAGCAACUGGUCACGACACUAAUGAGAAUCGUGGAUACAAUCAGCAAGGCUAUGCUAAUAAUCUAACAAUGAAUACUGGACACAUAAACAGGCAGAAAGCAGCCGAUUCAGGCUACCUCACAGUGGAUGGAGAAGGGAUCCUUCAUCAAGCAUCUAAUGGAAAUGAUGGGCUAAGAAAUCUCUGGUAUAAAAAUGAUCUCUCCGGAGGUAGCAGUGGAUAUUUAGCUUAUUUCAAGUUAUUUAAUGUCAUUGAUAAUCAGCUAAUAAGUAACACUGCUGCUAGUGGUCAAAUCAUUGGAGCUGUCAUUGAUCAAGACCAUCAUGUUGUGAAAGAUAAUCAAUGCAAAGAUAAUCAUCCUAAAUGUACUGGAAUGUGAUAGUUUAUGCUGUGAUUGCUGUCUUAAGUGUUCAUGCACACACCACAUAGAGCUGAUUUUGCUUGCUGAUUGCGCUGAAUCAUGCAAAUUCACAUGUUAUUAUAAUAUGUGCAGCAAAUCUCACUAGUCUAGCUUUUUUCCAAAAUUGCUUCAACCCAUGAGUAGACCA
This is a messenger RNA of Amphimedon queenslandica, 774 nucleotides long. RefSeq lists its product as uncharacterized. The coding region runs from base 96 to 605 and encodes 169 amino acids. The record is from RefSeq and is a predicted model, not a curated record. The transcript has 2 exons. Lineage: Eukaryota; Metazoa; Porifera; Demospongiae; Haplosclerida; Niphatidae.